AUGAAGCUUACAGGAGACAACUGUAAACUGAUUUCUGAGCUGGGAGAAAUGCCUUGGAGCAAGAGCCAUGGAGCUCAGUCUGCUGAGGUCCACAGAGUGUGUCGAGACUUUGCUGUUCUGGAAGAUCAUACCUUGGCCCAUAACUUACAGGAGCAAGAGAUUGAGCAUCACUUGGCAACAAACGUUCAGCGUAAUCGACUUGUGCAACACGACUUGCAGGUGGCCAAGCAACUGCAAGAAGAGGAGGAUCUGAAAGCACGUGCUCAAAUCCAGAAACACCGAAAAGACUUGGAACGACAAGACUGUGAGAUCGCUCAGGAAAUCCAAGUGAAGCUGGUAUUUGAAGCGGAGCAGCGCCGCCGGCAAGAGGAAAAAGACGAGGACAUUGCCCGUCUCCUACAACAGAAAGAACUGCAGGAAGAAAAAAAGCGCAAGAAGCAAUACACAGAAUCCCAGGGACACACACUCUAUGAAGACAGCUAUUAUGCAGAAAAUGGAGGUGCCAAGUUGAGGGGGACGAAGCAAGCUGCGUAUGAUACACCCCGAAGGGAACAGGAGUUGUCUGAUGCAGAGAUUGCUCGGAAGCUGCAGGAGGAGGAGCUCCUGGAUAAUGAGGCAGAUCAGAAGGCAGCUCAAGUAGCCCAAGAUGAGGAAAUUGCCCGACUCCUGAUGGCUGAGGAGAAAAAGGCUUUCAAGAAAGGGAAGGAGAGAGAAAAGUCUUCCUUUGAAAAGAGGAGGCAUGAUCAAGACUGGAAGCAUGAUGCAAGCGAGUCCACGCGCUCAAGGUCAAAAGAAGGGCCUGAAACUCAGCGACACAAAGGUGACAGGUCUUCAAGGUCACAGCCUCUCCUUGAUGACUUGGAACACGCUCGGUAUUCCGCAAGCCAGCCCAGCCCUUUGCGCCAGAUCCCCAAACCUGAGCACUCUCCUAAAGGAGACUGGCAAAGCUCCACCACAGAGCUGAGCAGAGGGAAAUGCCCCGUCCCCCGCAGAAAGGAGAGGAGCGAGGGGCAGGGGCGCGGCGCUGCGGAGGCCCUUCAUGCAACGGCCGCUUUGCUAGCUGUCCCCGGGCACGCAGGCACCCCUCUCCCGCGGCAGGACAACCACGCAGUCGCCCUCUCAGCCACGACCAGGUACUGCCAGCCCCCCGCUAUGGCAGCGGUGACCUCUGUGGUGACUACAAACCCCUCGGGAGGCUCUGGUGGAUGCUCAGCCUGUGCCGAGCCGCGCGCUUCUGGCACUGCCCGGCUGCGCCGGCCUGGGCUCGUCCGUGUCCUUGAGGACUCGGCAGCUCUGGCUGCGCGGCACUGGGAGCUGGAGCUGGGGAUGGGGCUGCUUGAAACGGGUGGGAGCAUUAGGAAAGUUCGGCUUCUGCAUCCAGCUGGAGACCACCGGGACUCAGCAAGACGGCACUGGGGACCCUUCAAACGCUGUUCCUCCCCUUGGCCCAUGCUGUCACCUCUUGGUGCUUGUCCAGCAACUCUGGAUAACGUUGGCUAG
Molecule: messenger RNA, 1500 nt
Organism: Phaethon lepturus (White-tailed tropicbird)
Lineage: Eukaryota; Metazoa; Chordata; Aves; Phaethontiformes; Phaethontidae
Gene: CCDC50
Product: coiled-coil domain containing 50
Exons: 11
Coding region: 1-1500 (499 amino acids)
Cellular component (GO): cytoplasm
Molecular function (GO): ubiquitin protein ligase binding
Source: RefSeq, a predicted model, not a curated record